Messenger RNA from Alnus glutinosa, 564 nucleotides. Its product is annotated as dirigent protein 23-like. The coding region runs from base 1 to 564 and encodes 187 amino acids. NCBI's taxonomy places the organism in Eukaryota, Viridiplantae, Streptophyta, Magnoliopsida, Fagales, Betulaceae. The transcript has a single exon. The record is from RefSeq and is a predicted model, not a curated record.
AUGGCAAAACUGAUCGGUGUGGUACUAAUGCUCUUCUCCCUAGUGGCAGCCAUCCCAUGGGCUCAAAGCUCUGAAGAAGAGAGCUGGGCCACAAGCCAUGAGUUUCAAAAGAAGGAGACAGUGAUCACCAACCUCAAUUUCUACUUCCAUGACAUAGUCGGUGGCAAGAACCCCACCGCUGUUCGGGUGGCUCAAGCCGCUAACACAAACAAAUCUCCAACCUUUUUUGGUGUUGUCAUGAUGGCGGAUGACCCAUUAACUAAAACGCCCGAUCCAAAUUCAAAGCUCGUCGGCAGGGCUCAGGGAUUGUAUGGUUCAGCAGGACAGCAGGAACUGGCUCUGAUCAUGGCCUUGAACUUUGGGUUCGUCGACGGCAUCUACAAUGGCAGCUCUAUUAGCCUUCUUGGCAAGAACCCGGCGUCGCACCCAGUUCGUGAGAUGGCAAUCGUAGGUGGAACCGGGAUUUUCCGGUUGGCACGUGGGUAUGCCAUCGCUCAUACACAUUGGUUUAACGCCACUAGCGGUGAUGCUAUUGUUCGGUACAAUGUUACCGUGGUUCACUAG